AUGUCAACAGAAGCACGUAGAAGACUUAUGAGAGACUUUAAGCGUCUUCAGAAUGAUCCACCUGGUGGUAUUUCAGGAGCACCUUGUCCUGAUAAUAUAUUGUUAUGGAAUGCUGUUAUUUUUGGGCCUGAUGGAACAUUUAAACUGGUUCUUCAAUUUGAUGAGAAUUAUCCAAACAAACCACCAUCAGUCAAGUUCAUUUCUAAAAUGUUUCAUCCAAAUGUUUACGCAAAUGGAGAAUUGUGUCUUGAUAUUCUUCAGAAUAGAUGGUCACCAACUUAUGAUGUUGCUGCUAUUCUAACAAGCAUUCAAAGUCUUUUACACGAUCCUAAUCCUAACUCACCUGCAAAUGCCGAAGCCGCCAACCUAUACAGAGAACAUCGUAAAGAAUACAUUAGACGUGUUAAAGAGAUUAGAUUUGUAAAUUAG
This is a messenger RNA of Entrophospora candida, 429 nucleotides long. Lineage: Eukaryota; Fungi; Glomeromycota; Glomeromycetes; Entrophosporales; Entrophosporaceae. The record is from the annotation of a GenBank genome assembly.